Metarhizium album ARSEF 1941 is the source of this 555-nucleotide messenger RNA. RefSeq names its product ankyrin repeat containing protein YAR1. NCBI's taxonomy places the organism in Eukaryota, Fungi, Ascomycota, Sordariomycetes, Hypocreales, Clavicipitaceae. Gene Ontology annotation, molecular function: protein binding. The coding region runs from base 1 to 555 and encodes 184 amino acids. The record is from RefSeq and is a predicted model, not a curated record. The transcript is spliced from 2 exons.
AUGGCGCCGAGACUAUCGGAUGAUGAGAUUGAUGAUCUCAUAUACUACGCUCGAGCUGGAGAAACUGAUGAACUGAAGGAGUCUCUUGCCGCGUUAGCAGAGCGAGAGAAGGUGUCACACGCCGAGAUCUUGAUUGCGGCCAGAGAUGAAGGCAAAUCGACAGCCUUGCAUAUGGCAACUGGAAACGGCCACCUGGAAACUGUACGGGAAUUGAUUCACUGCUUCGAUGGCAGGCCAAAAGAAGAAAAGCAGGCGUUCAUCGAUGAAGCUAACGAGCACGGAAACACUGGCUUGCAUUGGGCAGCCCUUGGUGGCCAUCUCGAUACCGUUAAACUUCUAAUGGACCAUGGCGCUUCACCGGCCUUGGCAAAUGAGAGGAAUUACGUUCCGCUGGACCUGGCCAAUUUCAACGAUAAGCGAGAGGUUGCCAAGUAUUUCUUGGAGUCUGCCGGCAUGCUUGAAGACGACAACGAAGAGAGCGGACUGGCCAACGCUGCCGCGUCGAUUGCGCUCGAUGGGGAUGAAGACGAUAAGGAGCAGGAAAAGGCUACAUAA